GCUAUCAAAUGUGCCUUCCAUUUUUAUGUUAUCGCGUGUUUGAAAACAAUAACAAACUACUCAAGUCAAGAGCACCAAUACUUUCGUGACAAUUGUUCUUUUAUAAGCCCACUCGAGUAGUACUUAAACUGUUUGCUGAUUGGCUACCACCAUGGUCGCGCACAGAAAAUAACCUAAAAGUUAAAAGUUAAUGAACUUUCUGUGCGCCGAUCCUGUGCUAUUUUUCUGUGCGCGUGCUAUUUGCCAAUGUGGCAGCUCAUAUCUAAUAGUGUAUGUUGAACUUCUGUGCUGUUUGCUUGCUAUUGCGAAUGUAGCCCGGGCUUAACUUGUGUAUCUAACCUCAAAGCAAGGAAAUUAAAAAGAGUGGGAACUCAAUGCUAUAACAAACACUCUUAUUUUCUUUGGAGAUCCGGGAAAUGUGCGUUAUUUAUAAGCAACUUAACAUAGUAAAUCGUUAACUUUUCAGAUCUAUGUUGGCAAAAUUGAUUUUUUUUGUGGUCAUUCGCUACUGGGAAUAUUCACCAUAUAACGUUUAAGAUUAUUUAUUUUGAAUUACGAAACAACCAAAAAAUUAUGUAAAAAUGCUUCAUCUUAUGUUAAAAAAAUUAUAAACUGCAUAGCCACAAAGUAUGACAUCAUACCAUUAGUUUCAGUUACUAAUAACAACACGUGCACGUGUUUGAACAGUCAUCGCAGCCAUAGUUGUUUCAUAGCUACCAAAAUCAUUCAACGUUGUCAAGAAUUAUUCCAAAUUAUGUUUUGCCAUUUUACUCAAUGCGCCACUCCGUUAACACAACAUUUUAUAAAUUCUGAACUACGAAUGUCAGUGGGAAUGUACACUAUACUGUACAUUCCAAUCUGAUACGCUUUAAGAAAUUUCUGUAGUUUUCUUAUUAUUAAAACUUAAUUUUUGAUGUUGGCAUCUUUUAACCGCACUUUUUUUUUUUUUUUCGGUGGCCGUACUCCUCCAAUUCAGUUGCGCCCGCCGGUAUCUAAGCGCUCGGAUUUCAACAAAAGGCACCGCCUCUCGAUAGAGUGAAACAGAGAAUUACGCGCACGACCUUGAAAAAAGCGACGCUACAGCGCUCUGGCGUGGAAGCUGGUAACUACGAGUACCCUCUUGUGGAAAGAAGAGCUGUCUAGCGGCGGAGCUAACAACUACCUCAGUUUUGGAUCCGAAAAUUGGAAUAAUAAAUCCUAUCCCCUCGCGACUUCUAUAAGUUAUAUAUAUUCAAUGGUUUCGCCUAUGUUCGGGCACGGUCGCCUGCUCGACCACCUCUGUACGCCCCUGGGAGAAACGAUCUUGAAGACCUAGAAGCUUCCAACACAGACCAGGGAUCCCGUACUGUCACUUACGCCUGUUCUGUUUCGGUUGUUUUGGGAGGUUUCGUUGACUCUCGGUCUGGUUUCUCGCUUCUGACGCGGGCGAUAACGUGAAGGAUGUACGACCCGUUUAAAAAGUCAUUAUCAAAAUUAUCUUUUAUUUUGUUUUUAAGAGUAAGGUACUAAAGUUUAAAAAAAAAUACUUACAUUGAAGUAGCACUAAAAAUUGUAAAAUAAUAGAAUCAACCGACGUGAAAGCUCAAUGCGGCCUGGAGUAGAUUACGGGGCAAUUUGGGGGGAGAAGGGAGGGAGAUAUCCCCUCCCAUAGUACCGCACUGGCUUUAAGCCAUGAAUGUUCACUCCAACUAUUGUCCAAAACUAGGUAGGUCCUAUGUUUUGUCGAGGCACAGAAUGAAACGAUGUAAAUCUGUACAGCAAGUUAAAAACAACUUAAUGUUGGCGGGCUUAAUCCACCCGGAUGUGGCAUCCAGCUAAGAAAACUAGUCACCUAUCAUUGCAUACCAAUCAGUGGAUGAAUAGUGGGUGGGUGGACAGUUUUUCCACGCCUCGAUGUUUGAUCAUAAAGCGCGGUGUCUGAACUGGCGGGAACUAAAAUCGAUCACUUUUAUUCUGUUUUGCGUGAUCGAAUGAAAGAGAUAAGCCAGGAAACCCUUGUUAGCGUUAAAAUUUAAUGAGCUCUUGUCAAAUGUUAAAUUGUUAACGUUACAUCAACUGAUAUUUCCGUGUUUGCUGGCCAUUCUUGAUGUUUUCCAUGAUAUCCAGAGCAUAUGUCUAUGAAAUUGUUUCAAAUCAAUCUUCCCAAUUUCAAAGUUGAUUUGAAGAACGUACAGAAUAACAAAUUUUGCGCAAUUGUAAUCUGUAAAUUUUACUUUUUGACGUGACAACGUCUAAUAAAUCGAUUAACGCCGGCUGCACGCACGAAAAAGGGUCCCGUAACGCACAUUGUCCCGUUACGCUGUGUCCCGUUACGCUCAUUGUACGCUUGCGCCGCAUCAUCUCUCUUCCACUUGAUUGGAACAACCAUCGAUUUGACUUUUUCGAGGCACAUUAAACUUGAAACACUCCCAUUCGUUUCCUACUUUUCCUAUCAUCGUACUAUCCUUAACAGAAUAACACAUUGGAAGAAGUUAAAUAGCAAACAUGUAUAAAAGUUAUAGUUAAAAUAAUCUCUACGUAUUUGAAUUAAUGAGUGCAAAUAAAAGUAAAUUUAUCAAUUAAAUUGUAGAUUUCAUUUCACUCAUUCUUUGUAUCCAUACAAAAUAGUGAUAAUUCAAUAAAAAUGAUUCAAUUUUAUUCAUAAAAGUAUGCAAUCAUCAAUGUUUUGUUAUGUCGUUGUCACGUUAAACUAUCGUCCGUAAACCGACUUUACACACAACUAUUUUUUUUGCUUACUUUUUGAUUGCUAUAAGUGAUAGAUCCGAUUUCACCGCUGUGAUGCAUAGUUACUUGUGCUAAUGUUCUGUCACAAACUUUGAUUUGUUUUGAUUGGUUUGACGUCCUACAUCUAUGCACAGAAGCGUAAGGAGACGGCACCUCCAAGAUUAUAGUGGGUCCGAACCAUGUGGUGCCGACUCGGUGCUCGUACAUUUGUUAUCCUACUGCGCUGUCGUAGUUGUGGUGUCCAGGAUAUCUCUUUUGUCAUAGUGUUCGCUUGCGCGUCUGUCUUUAGUCGUAAUGUCAGUGCUUCCAUGCACUACACGAAUUUUCCGUAAUUAUUAGUAGUUUGGACGUCCAGUUACUGAACUAUAUUUAUUAAAUCAACAGAGACAAAUUAACACUAUUGUGUUUAUUAUGAUAAGUUAAACAUUUAAAAAAACUCAUGAUAAAAAUAUUCCUAAAACUUGUUUUAGGUUUUACAAAACAUUUUUUUUCUGAACAUGUGUUAUUUUAAAUUUAUUUAACUGAAUAUAUCAGUUUGCAAAUGUAUAGGUGCGAGUGUUAAUUUUUUUCUGUACAGUCUAGUAUUUGCCGUAAAAUUAAUAGCGUUUGUUUUGCUCUUGUUUUAUUGUAUGCAAAAUAUAAUUACUGACGGGUGUGCCUGGAAGUUGGCAGCGCUGUAGUUUUGUUCACUUUAGCUGUUUACUAUCGCCGUUGGGAUCGUCUGUCUGUCCAAGGUCUUUUUUAAUCUCUAUUUACCGUUCUUUGUUGUCUCGUCGUUGUAUCCGCCUGUGUUUUAAUAUUUUUGCUAGUUAAUUUUACGGAAUUUUCUGUGCUGUCUAUGCUUUUAACUUUUGACAUCUGCUGACUUUGGCUUUGUGUUGUGCGUGUUGGCACACUCAACUUUCUUGUUUUUUAUUGAGGUUUCAUAAGACAUGCAGUACAUUGCACACAAUGUCGUAUGUCCAAAGAAACAUUUAAUGUCAAUCUGCUCCAUUGCAAGAACCAUUCAAAGAACGUAUCUUACAUGUGAGUCUUACCGCGGGUGCUGGGAUGGAACGAGACCCUCGCAAUGUGAGAGUGAUGCACCAGCGAUCACGACCACCUUUUUGACAUGAAUCUCGGGUUGGAUGUCACUUCGGCUGAGGAUUCGACACCGCUUUAAACUCGUAAACUAUGAAAGCUACAGAGUUGAAGUAAAUAGGGCCUAUAUGUUAUCAGAGAAAACUUUGCUCGUGGUCGUUACGUGUGACUCACCCGGUUAACAUUUGCACUGAUGACAUAAAUAACUAUGGUGGGGAGCGUUGAAUUGAAGUCAGUGAGAGUUGUAACUCCGAAAGUAAUAGACCGAUUGGCGCGAUUUAAACAUUAAUGUUCUCGUUUGUGAGCAAUGAGUGGUGCUAGUUGAGCGGAAUAACUAUAAAGUUACUAACUUUAGUUUUGGAGUCAUUAAUUGCAAAAUGCCUACGUGAAAACGGUUAUGUCGGAGAAAAGAAAGAAAACAAGCGAAAUCGCCGUAACAGAAGCAAUAAAAAGUGCAGAGAAGUGUCGUAGGUAUCAAGUGAGGCAGAAAGUAGCCGGGAGAAAUGAGGCAGUGGGGUAAAACAAGCCCUCGAACGAGGCGCGAAAUUUGCACUCGAGCGAGCCCCAACCGUCCACCUCGCGAGAAGCGAAGGAGAAUGUAGAUUAUUAUUUGGUAACGGACGUGGAUAUGCUCUCUGAUGAUUCUAAUGUUUAUAUGGAGUCAGUUGAGCCAGUGGCUGUGAACGAUGGGCCGAGUUUGUCGCGGUUUGGCGUCGCAAUUUUUCUGGCGUGGCCACCCGACCGUCAAGUAAGACUUUAAUCGAAUUCACGUCAAAAAAUAAAGCAAUACCAAUUUUUUAAAAGUAUUUUAUUUAUUUCAUAUACAACAUUACCGUUCGGUGCGAUUUAAAUUCAUGAAACCAACCCCUGGCGUCUGUAUGUUGACCAACAGGUUUUUUUUUUUUUAAUGAUGUGUGGCAUCUGGCAAGCUUGACAGUCACCAGUGUGCCUACCAUCUCCCCCCCCCCCCCCCAAUUUUGUAUAUUUUUCCUAUGUCUUCACGAGUCGUUUUGAAAUUGUAGUUGUUGUAAAUGUUUGUGUAUGGGUAAGCUUCAAGUAGACGAUUAGGACAAUGCAAAUUAAUGCAUGUCUUACCCGAAAAUCGAACCCGAGCCCCCGCAGCUCAGCCUGGUGCAGUGCCGACUGCGCCACAGAGGCCGACACCAGGGGCCUCUGUCAGAGAAUAAAGCCCCAUUAUAUCAGAGAGGAAACUAAAGGGCGCAGGGGUUUGAUGUAGAUACUUAAAUGACAACACACGAUACAAAUUGUCCCGAUGUUCAAUGGAUACAUUAUUUUGUUGAUUGCCGCUUGCAAUUUAAUGAGUUUGUAUCUUAAGUUAUUAUGCCUCUGUAAAUUCGUGUUUUUGCUCAUGAGUUUAAAUGAACUAAUAUAAUGAUGAAUAAUUGUUUAUAAAUAGUUUGAUCAUUUAACAAUUCAUAUAUCAUGGAAUAGUAUGGUAUACAGUUUUGAAUUAAAAGUUCGUAUGUGCCUUUUGACCUCAAAUUGUUAAUUUUUAGGAUAUUAUUCAUAAAGCAAUCAAAGCUUUUAUUACACACACACACACUCAUAUAUAUAUAUAUAUAUAUAUAUAUAUAUAUACACACACACACACACUGCAAGAAUGAAUUAUCUCAGUUAUUGCUAGGAUUUACAUUAAAAUUGACUUUUAAGGUUCUCAAAACCAUUCAAUAACACUCAUUGAAGUGAUUGAUACAUUGGUAAACUAUCAACGGUUGGUUGGUUAUUGACUCAGUUUAACCAACCAGCGAAAACACAAAAAAAAAUACAUGCAAAAUAAUUUGGAAAAUACCCCCUUAAGGGCCCCUCUUAUACCUGGGGACACACAAGGUGUGCAGAGCAUCAGAAGAAAAAAUACACGCGAAUUGAAAGUUGCUAGAGAUAUCCGAAUGGCGUCUGUUUAAGAACGACAUAUAACAAUACGCUAAGGGCGGAUGAGUAGUUCUGUAUCCCAAUUUCGUUGUUAAACUGCAUUUGUAGAAGAGUGUGUGUUAACAGAAAAAAAAAUUAGGCAUAUGAAAUCCUGCCUAGAUUCUUGAAAACACUCAAGGGACUUAAAGUACAUCUGUAUCUUCAUUUCUUAUUUACCGCUCAAAUCUCAUAUUUGCCUUAUGUACAACGAGAAGACAGCGUGUCAAUCUACAGCUUUGCGCCUAGAGGCGAUACAACGCUAGACGCACCCGCCUCACUGACACAGACACACCCCUGGCUAGGCUCGCCGCUGAACACGUUUAGUGUUGCGCGCGGAGCAGUGUGUGCACGCCGCGACCUUGACCCCACGACCUCUGUAUCGCUGGCCGCUGGCCAACAUCCGAGUUGUUCGAACGAUACGUCUGCCGGCGCAGAUAACGAGACUUCGACGCGGUGGAAGUUACUGGCCUUCCAGCGAGCGAGUUGGGUUUUGCAUUUAUUAGAUACGGGGAAAAGAUACUAAGAAAGUCAGAAAUUGAUAUGACUGAUCUUGGAGUAGCAGUAAGUACUUUCCAAGAGUGUCAGUAUUCGCACGCAUGUUUCAAAAUCGCGAUGGUGCUCGAUUAUUGUACGAUAGGAUAGCAGCGUGCCCUGAUGUGGCUGAGACAGCAACCCGAAGUAUUAUAUGCAGCUGGUAUUGGGGCACAGAUAAAACGAUGGGGAUGAGUGCACAUGUAUUGGCGAGAAUUAUGUUGAGAAAUAAAAUUCAUUUUGAAGUAAUCAUCACCGAAAGUGAUUUUUUUUCUUUCCAUUUUUGUGACUUGCUUAUUUUAAUGAGCGCCGUUGCUAUGGAUCCAGUUUCAACUACUUUCCCGUGCUGCUUUGGCGAUAAUAUGAAGCAUUUUCGGAGCUAUGUCCAUUGACUUCUCUGGUUCCUCUACGUGUACCCACAGUUCUGACGCGUAUGUAAGAAAUCAAAAUGUACUGUACAUUUUUUUUCAUCGAGGUUUAACGGCUCGUCGACAGAGGACUUCGGAGAUAAAGACUCACGACUUAGACCAAGGAUGCUGGGAAAGGAACCGGUCUUGGCCCGAGGUGAGAUACCAUCCUAGCAUCAGUCUGAUGAGACUUCGGGACGCCACGAGGACAGGAGUCAGGAUCGUCCCAGCAUUGCGCCACUGUACGCGAGGUGAUACUUUGUCUGUGAUUGGCCUGUCCUCUCGUCUGAGGCGAGGUCGUCACAGAAUGCAGAACUACACGAACCCAGGAAUCGGUAGAAGAAACAAGCCGUACAGCCUUUGGUGUGGAGCCACCAUGAAAUCCGACACGGGAAACACACAUCAGGAUGGCCGGACCUGGAACUGGAACUCGGGGCUUCCGUAAUACAAGUUCAGUGUGUCACCACUACGCCACACGUUCUCUGUGUUCGCAGUCGUCAUGCCGGCACUUGGCCAGCCAAACCCCGAGAAAGUUAGUAUCUAUCAACUGUUCUCGCUUGGCGAAGUUCACGGGUCCUGUAAUAAUUACAUGGGUGGAAAUUUUUUUAAAAAGAAUCGUUAAUUUACAUGGCAACCGUGUAUUUUUACAAUACGUAAUUUUUUUAGAAUACGAAAGCUGCAUUUGGUUUAAAAUUACACGAUGUAGUAAUAAGUUUGCACAAGAAAUACAAGAAAUUAGUAAAAAUACACACACUUCUUGUUUUUCCGAAUCACACGACAAAAGUGUAAAAAUACACUAAAACCGAAUGUGUAAUUUUACAAAACCUUUUACAGUGUACUAGAUUUAUGAGCACCGAGUUGGUAAGACUUCUCAUGGUUUUUCGGAGCUCUCUUUUAUCUAGAAGGCCCCGUUCUUUAAACAUCGGUGCAUGUCCUUGCGAGAUGAACGUUCUCUUGACAAGUGGUUAAAGCAAAAAAAUCUUAUUAUACUGUGUAGUAAAAUGCAGUAUAUGUCGAUGCACGUGAUAUUGAUCAAAUAUAGUUUGUCAGCAUUUUAUAUAAUAGAGUCUACUACACAACAUUUCAAUAGCAGGUUUUGAUUUUACUUGCUAAUAGCUAAGAAAAUUGCAAAUAAAGGUGUACUUAAGGAUCGGUCUCACACAAAAUGUUUUUUUAUUCUCGUCAUUACUAUUAUUUAAGGGCUAUAAUUUUAAUACGAUACGUCCGUUAAAUUUGUUGUUCUGUAACGAAAAUAUUCAACAGACACUUACGUAAUGUACUAUAAUGGGUGUAAAACGACGCGCAAGUGAUAAUUACAAACGAUCAACGCCAGUUUUUACACACAUAUAAUACAUUUAGUCAUUAUCUGGUGGAAAAAUUUGUGAGAGAACAACAAAAAUAAGGAAAGUGUACUAAAAUUUCGGUUCUAGAUUUAAUAAUAAGUAGUAAUUAUGAGAAAAAGAAGAAAAUCAACAUUGCUAUAAGUGGCUAUAAAGAGGACCUUUUUCCGAAGGCUUAGUCCGCUAACUUUUAUGCAUCUCUUUGAGACUGAUCUUACACUAUCUGCCUUGUAUUAUUCCUACACUCGUCUAUAAGACGACCAUUCUGGUUUUUAAUAGUUUAAUGUUCAAAGCUUAUUUUUUUAUUACAUUCCAGUUGUCGAGUGAUAGGUUUACGAGCGUAAACGGUGUCUCAGUGUUAAUAUGUCACAAGAAUAGCACCGGACGAUCUAAGAAUGCUUGUAUUAAAUUAUGUAAAUGGUUGAUUUGUCCUUGUAAGAAACACGUUUUGCCCACCAUAAUUAUAGGGCGUGGAACUAUUAUUAUAGGAACGUAAUAAUACCACGUAGUAAAUGGUUUCUGUUGCUUUUGUUGUUCUUUUUCUUUCUACUUGUAGACGGCUUGUCAUAAAAUGAGUUAAGAGAGAAACACAGGUAUAUGUACAUAGUAGAAAUAUAAUGUACGGAAAAUAUGUGGGAUUUAAUUUUUUCUUCGUGCCCAGUUAGUUAUAUUGCUAUUUACAGUAUUUUCAUACGAAAUAUGGUAUUUUGGUAAUGAUACGUGUACUUAUUGCAUGAGUUGGUUGUACGUAGUUUUCCUUCGUGAACUGAAAAUUAGAAGUUGCCAGCAGCCGACUGGAAUUAAGAUGAUUUAUGCAAAUAUUUAUUUGUAGGUAGUUUUUUUUACGUGUUUUUUAGCCGUCACACUCAUGGACGCGGGCCGCUAGGGCACAAAGCGUUGACCUGGCAGCGGUGCUCUUCCAGGCUGAGUCAAGGUACUCUCACUAUGGGGAGAACUCGGUGAGAGUAAACGUGUCACCUCGCUGAACAACGACCCAGAGAGGUCUCCAAGAUCGUAGUUCCCAUCAGAGCUUUAUUUUAGCGAGUUAAAGAUAUUUUAUCAAACAGAAAGCCUUACUGGUUUACCACCAAUGCACAAAUAUAAAUGUAUAAGAAUUAAGUGACCGAAGAAAAAAUGCAGAUACAAUUUACAAAUAUUAUGCCAUGUGGUUUUUUAAAUCAUGUUCAAACAACUAAAUUAACAGCAAAGCCUAACCUUAUUAAAAAAAUUGUGCUCGAGUCUUUCAGUACACUCCAGUGAUGUGUAAACUUCUAUCUAACCUCUGUAACGACCAAAUUCAUGUGUUGUCAUGCAAAUAAAAUUAUAAUACGAAACUGGGACACCAAAUUAAACGUAGAAUUCUUAGAAAUAACCCGAACGUGAUACAAUAAAAGUAUUUAUUAAACGACUGAAAUCAGUAUGUUAAUACUUCCUACAAACAAACCUUAUAGUUAAAAAAUUUCCCCGUGGCGAUAUUUCAGCCACGUCCCUUCAGGUUAACAAGCGCGCGUUCUACCACAAAACUAACGGGACAGUUUGAGUUUAGUAAGGAUACUGUGUAUUAUGAACGUGUAAUUAUAUGUUUGUAACGUAUUUCCAAAGGUGUGAAUAUUGUCUAAGAUUUGAACUAGAAACGACCUUCACCCAUCUGUUUAAUGGAUGAAAAAUAUUUUAUAUCAAAUUUAUUAUAUUAGAAAAUAUAUCUCGAGUGGGUUGUCUUAAAAAAUUCCUGGCCAGACCAUGAUUAAUUAAAAAUUGAAAAAUGUAUUUUUAUUAAAUAUUGCAUUGAUGAGUUUAACGAAUAAAUUUAAUACCAACCGAAAGUAUGAAGCCUAUAGAAUAUACAAACGUUGGGUUGUCUAUUUUUUUUCCUGGCGUAACUACUGUGUUGGCAGGUAUAAACAGGUAAAUCGAUAAUAGUUAUUUUCACCAAUCUGUUUAAUAAAUAAAUCUUAUAUCAAAAUGAGCGCUAUUUAAUUGCGAAUACAAUGAUAUAGGGUUGUCUGUAAAAAGUCUGGCCUGAAUGACGGUUGUCGAAUUUUGAAAGGUGAAAAUUUUAUGCGUGUGGAAACUUGUGACAAAGAUGUCUGAGCCAAAUAUCCCGUGCGAUAGAAGAGGACACUACAUUACAGCUGCGUGCGACGAGACCGCUGAAUGAAAGAGAGCGCGUAUGCUAUUUAUUCGUGCAACAGAGAAGGAUAACGAUACAUCUAUAUAUAUAAAAAUUUAGCUUCCGUAUGUAUUUGGCCGCAAAACUCGGAAAGUAGGGUAACAUGGUUUGAAUCGGGUCAGGGGCCGAAUCGGGUCAUUCUUGUUCUCGGCGUCAUUUCUCGUAAACGAAACGGAGAGAGGUCGCUGCUGCUAUCUAGUGUUGAAGAGCGUAACUAAAACGCUGCUGUGAAUGAGUAUGCAACGUUACCGUGCGUUCGCUCUUCCAUUUUCUGCAGUUUUGUAAAGGUAAGAAUUCACGAGUGUCUCUUUUUAACAGUUUUCUUAUUUUCGUGAGUUUUAUUUCACAGAAAAGUAAAACCAAUAUCAGUAUUUAAGCACAGCGGGUCAUGCAUGCAACAAAUACACAAAGUAACGAUUAAUUGUAUGUUUCCGUUUAGUUUUUAGCUUCAGUCAGUUUAGCCAACUUAACAUUUAGAAUUUUUCGCGUCACUAGGGUGAAUCGGGUCAGAGUUCAUAGGGCGAAAAGGGUCAUCUGUUUAAAAGGUUUUUAUUGAGCGAUUUACUUACGCGGUAUUUUUUUUUCUUUAACAGAUGGGCAAGUACAAGCGGAAAACGACGCAAACGUGGAGUGAGGAAAAUAUGAGAGAAGCAAUGGAAGCCGUAAAUAACAGGUACCUUAGUAAACGCGCAGCAGCUAAGACAUUUGGCGUGCCAUUUUCGUGUCUUCAGCGGCGUUAUGCUCGUGGUGUAAAAGUGCAGUUAAGAAAAAAAGGAGGACAAACAACUUUUACACACGAACAGGAAUUAGCAUUAAAAGACAGAAUUGUUCGACUCUCUAAAUGUGGUUUCGGUGUUACAAGAAAAGAUGUAAGAAAAGUCGCGUUUUCUUUUGCUCAAGCAAAUAACAUACCAAACAAAUUUUCAAAAAAAUGUGAAAUGGCAGGACCAGACUUUAUGACGGGAUUUCUAGAAAGGCACCCUGACAUUAGCCUGCGUAAACCAGAAGCUCUUUCUUUCUCUCGCUGUGAAGGUCUAAACAAAGUCGAAGUUAACGAAUAUUUUUAAUUGUUGGAAAAUGAGCUUAACAAAUUACAACUAAUGACAAGUCCGGCAGCAAUUUAUAAUUGCGAUGAGUCUGGUUUCCCCCUGAAUAAUAAACCAGCCAGCAAAAUUUUGGCACAGAAGGGUUCACCAACAGUUGUCAGCCAAACAUGUGUUGAAAGAGGCGAGAACGUUACUGUUGUGGCUUGUACCAAUGCAGUGGGGAAUUAUAUUCCCCCAUUUGUAAUUUUUAAAGGAAAGCGAUAUCAUAAGGAAUAUAAAGAUGGUUUCCCAAAUGGCACGGAAGUAAUCAUGACUGAAAGUGGUUGGAUUAAUGAGGAGGCUUUUGUGAAAUGGUUGCAUCAUUUUCAGAAAUUUAGGGUUGCUGGUCGAUGUUUGAUAGUUCUAGAUGGUCAUUCUUCUCACAAAUCCAUCCAAGCUUUGGAGUUCUGUGAAAAAAAUUUGAUCAGCAUCAUUUGUCUGCCCAGUCACACGACUCACAGACUCCAGCCUUUGGACAGGUCUUUUUUUAAACCUUUAAAAACAUUUUACAAUGAAACGUGCAACAAAUUUGUUCAGCAGCAUGGCGGGGAAAGGAAAAUAACCAAAUUUAACUUUGGAGGAAUUUUCAGGAUUGCAUGGUCACAGGCAGCCACGUCUAGAAUUGCUGAGAGUGGUUUCGCGUCUACAGGGAUUUAUCCUUUAAAUAAAGAUGCAGUUCAAAACCAUGAAUAUCUUCCAUCUUCUGCCUGCGAGCAAGUUUCAAUGCCUGAAGAAAUAGCUGUCAAAACCCAAACAGAAACUGUGCCUGCACAUGUACCUAGAUCUGAGGAUCUAGUUCAAGGUACUUCUGGAGCAGUCCUGGAACCCUUAAACAGUCCUGGUACUGUUUGCUUUCCUAGCCCUAGCAGACCUAAAACAAGUUUUCACGAUCUCUUGCUUACUCCAGUGAAAAAAGUGCAAAAAAGAAAACGAACAGCAAGAAAACAAACAGCUAAAUUACUUACUUCCCCAGACUUCAUUGUUGAAACAAAGUCUAGAAAGUUAGGUAAGAACAGAAAUGAGACUGUGGAACACAAUAAACCAGGCCAAAAUAAACAACAAUGGAAUAACACUUGCACUAAGAGAAAAAUUGGCAGGCGUAGUGACGAUGACUAUCAUCGCAGCAGCUGUAAAUCCGCAGAUGAAGAAAACGAUACUGCAUGCUGUUUCUGUAACCUAAAGUAUUCAGAUCCACGAUCCAUCGCCAAAGGAGACUGGAUACAGUGUCAAAAAGGCAAAGAAUGGUAUCACGAACUUUGUGUAGGAGCAGAAGGGAAAAAGUCAUUUGUUUGUGGCAGAUGUUUUACAUAAACUAACAAAGUUAAACAAGUAAGACUUUAUUUACUAUAACUUUUUAUAAACAUGUUACUCUUAAUAUAACCAGUAUUAAUUUACAAGUGUACUUUUAUUUGUAAAUUAGGUUGUUUAUCUGCA
Molecule: messenger RNA, 12700 nt
Organism: Bacillus rossius redtenbacheri
Lineage: Eukaryota; Metazoa; Arthropoda; Insecta; Phasmatodea; Bacillidae
Exons: 2
Coding region: 11282-12577 (431 amino acids)
Cellular component (GO): nucleus
Molecular function (GO): DNA binding
Source: RefSeq, a predicted model, not a curated record